AUUGUUUCCAGUUUCCAAGCAAUGGCAGCCAUUACCUGAUCAGCACUAUAGUCAGUCUCUGCUUGUGGUGCCAGAAGUUACUAGAGUGCUUUUCUCUACUUUCACAGGGCAGAUUUAUCUGUGCCACGAGGGAAGUGUCUUCUGCCCCAGGGGCAUGGGCCAAAGGCAGAACUAACUGCCUGAAGUCUUUGCUCUCAGGAUGCAGCUGGAGACAGCCCAAGACGGCAAGAUGUGGCUCGGGGUGCUGCUGGCACUUAUGCUUUGUCCAGGCCUUGAAGGACAAGAAAACCCCUUCACCAUCAACUACAUCCACAUGAAUAUCCUGCCAGGACUGGAGGUGCAAAAUGGGGAGAACCUGACCCUGCAGUGCGUCGUGGACAUCAGCACCACCUCCCAUGUCAAGCCUCAGCACUGGGUGCUAUUCUAUAAGGAUGAUGUGCUGUUUCACAACGUCUCCUCCAUGAAGAACACGGAGAGUUAUUUUAUUCCCCAAGCCCGGGUCUGUGAUGCAGGGACAUAUAAAUGCACCGUGAUUCUGAACAACAAGGAGAAAACCACAUUGGAGUACCAGGUGUGGGUGAAAGGAGUGUCCGAUCCCAGAGUGACACUGGACAAGAAAGAGGCAAUAGAAGGCGGGGUCGUGACGGUCAAUUGUUCGGUCCCAGAGGAAAAUCCCCCAAUAUACUUCACAAUUGAAAAACUCAAGCUAGAUGCAAAAGGUUUCAAGCAAAAAAGAGAAAAAGUUUCUCAGAACCAGAAUUUUAUGGUGAUGGAAUUCACAGUGGAGGAACAGGACCAUGUCAUAUUGUUCCAAUGUCAAGCCAGGAUCUUUUCUGGGACCAAUGUGGAGAUCUCUAAAGCCAUCAAGAGUGAACUGGUCACCGUGACGGAAUCCUUCUCUAAUCCCAGAUUCCACAUCAGCCCCAAGGGAGUGAUCACAGAAGGAGAUCAGCUCAACAUUAAGUGCACCAUUCAAGUGACACACCUGGUGCAGUCAUUUCCAGAAAUCAUAAUCCAGAAGGACAAGGCGAUUGUAGCACACAAGACGCAUGGCAAUGAGGCCACCUACUCAGUGAUGGCCAUGGUGGAGCAUAAUGGCAACUACACGUGCAAAGUGGAAGCCAGCCGGAUAUCCAAGGUCAGCAGCAUCGUGGUCAACAUAACAGAGCUGUUUUCCAAGCCGAAGCUGGAAUCUUCCGCCACCCGCCUGGAUCACGGUGAAAGCCUGAACCUGUGGUGCUCCAUUCCAGGAGCACCUCCAGCCAACUUUACCAUCCAGAAGGAAAACACGAUUGUGUCACUGUCUCAAAAUUUCACCAAGAUAGCCUCAGAGAGGGACAGAGGGACAUACACCUGCAACGCAGGCAUUGGCAAGGUGGUCAAGAAAAGCAACGCAGUCCAGAUAACUGUGUGUGAAAUGCUCUCCAAGCCCAGGAUUUUUUAUGACUCCGGCCCUGAGGUGAUAAAAGGACAGACCAUAGCAGUCAGUUGCCAGUCCGUAAAUGGAACCACACCUAUUAGCUAUCACCUUGUAAAAGCAAAUAGCAUUUUGGAGAGUUGUAACAUGGACUCCAAUGAGCCUGCGGUAUUCAAAGACAAGCCAACAAAAGAUGUAGAAUACCAAUGUAUCGCAGAUAAUUGUCAUUCCCAUACUGAAAUGAUCAGUGAAGUUCUGCGGGUCAAGGUGAUAACCCCUGUGGAUGAGGUCAAGCUCACUAUCCUGCUGAAUGAAGAGGUGGAGUCUGGGAAGGAGGUUGUGCUUCGGUGCUCCGUGAAUGAUGCCUCUGGUCCCAUCACCUACAGGUUUUACAGAGAAAAGGAGGGGAGUCCCUUCUACCAGAUCAUCUCAAAUGAUACCUAUGCCAUUUGGCACAAGGAGAAGGCUAGCAAGGAACAUGAGGGACAAUAUUACUGCACAGCCUUCAACAGAGCCAACCUUGUUAAAAGCAAUCCCCAAAGCAACAUACUGACAGUCAGAGUCUUUCUUGCCCCAUGGAAGAAAGGACUUAUUGCCGUGGUUGUCAUCGGAGUGAUAAUUGCCACCUUGAUACUUGGAGCCAGAUGCUGUUUUCUGAAGAAAGCCAAGGCCAAGCAGACGCCAGUGGAGAUGGCCAGGCCAGCAGCGCCACUUCUGAAUUCCAGCAAUGAGAAGAUGUUGUCAGAUCCCGAUACCGAAGCCAACAGACAUUACGGUUACAGUGAAGAUGUUGGAAACCAUGCAAUGAAAGCAGCAAAUGAAAAUAAAGAGCCUCUGACCAUGGAUGUGGAAUACACAGAAGUGCAAGUGACCCCAUCUGAGCCUUACCAAGAGAAAAACAGGAGCCAAAAUAAAGCACCAUCCGGAAACAUCCCUGACAGCAGAGACAAACAGCCUGCUGGCCUGGGUCUGGAAACCAAGGGCACAGAGACGGUGUAUAGUGAAAUCCGGAAAACUAAUCCUGAUUUCGUGGAAAACAGAUAUUCUAGAACGGAAGGCUCCCUUGAUGGAACUUAGGGCUGCGAGGACAGAUGUUCCUCCUUGGAAGGACACCCAUGUUCCAAGAAGAGGAGAUCAUUCCUGUAUUCCAAGAGCUCUGUGCAUUUAUUUAUGAAACUGCCCUGCUCCCACUGAACAGAGCAAUUCCUCAGGCCAAGUCACCAGUUCUGAAAUCCAUCUGCCUACAUUUAUGGGGGGUAUAAAGAGAUACGGAGGGGCUGGUUAAGUCCCCCCACAGCGCCCCCCUCUCACCAAGCUGGGGCAUCCUCAGGAGUGGGGAGCCGCAGAAGGAGGUUCAGGGUUAAACGGCCAUUGGGAUAUUUUGAAACUUGAAUAUUUUUGUCUUGCACGGAGAUCAAGAACUUGUCCAAGUAUCUUCACACACAGAAACCAUUUUUUUGUUUUGUAGCCAAUCGCUUCUAGCGAAUGGCUGGGCUGAGGGGCUAUUUCUCUCUCUCUCUCUCUCUCUCUCUCUCUCUCUCUUUGCCUUUGGUCCUUCAAAGGCCUGUGGUUCUGGGUGGUCCUUGUUCCUCGGAAGUGAACAGCACUGACCAGACGGUGCCCCCUGUUCCCUCCACGACCUCGCCUGCCACAAAUGUCACAACAAAGCGGCUUGGGAGCGACCCCUUUGAGAUGCCAACCUGAAGAUCAGGUUCAUUCCGGGCAAUGCACAGAAGAGAAAAUGAAGUCGGACAGAGCACAGAUGUUCUUAUGCUGUUUUUCUAUACCCUUUCUUUCUUUUCCUUUACCAUGCUGCAGGCUGCAAGAUGGGAAGAUGUUUGCCUACAGCAAAUAUUGUUUUUAAUAGAAAAAUGAAAUGCGUAUUUUUCUUACUAAUUUUUUUUUAAUUUAUUCCUUGCUAAAGAAAUGGUCCCCUGAGGUCUUACGAUAUUUCUGAGGGUGUCUUGAGGGGGUGGACGAGUAGCCGCGGCCAUUUUGCGGGGGAAUUUCACCAGUGAGCACACCUAGCCGAGAUCAUUUUCCCCCCACGUCCCGUCCACCUCAGUGACACAGCUGCAGGGUAUUGCACUAAAUAAAUUUGAUCUUUACUCUUCACA
Messenger RNA from Herpailurus yagouaroundi (jaguarundi), 3534 nucleotides. RefSeq names its product platelet and endothelial cell adhesion molecule 1 (gene PECAM1). Gene Ontology annotation, biological process: cell surface receptor signaling pathway; immune response. Gene Ontology annotation, molecular function: transmembrane signaling receptor activity. The transcript has 17 exons. Lineage: Eukaryota; Metazoa; Chordata; Mammalia; Carnivora; Felidae. The record is from RefSeq and is a predicted model, not a curated record. Gene Ontology annotation, cellular component: external side of plasma membrane. Bases 200 to 2494 code for a protein of 764 amino acids.